Messenger RNA from Kazachstania africana CBS 2517, 1353 nucleotides. RefSeq names its product Ioc4p (gene IOC4). The transcript has a single exon. Gene Ontology annotation, cellular component: nucleus. Gene Ontology annotation, biological process: regulation of transcription by RNA polymerase II. NCBI's taxonomy places the organism in Eukaryota, Fungi, Ascomycota, Saccharomycetes, Saccharomycetales, Saccharomycetaceae. The record is from RefSeq and is a predicted model, not a curated record. Gene Ontology annotation, molecular function: double-stranded DNA binding; transcription coregulator activity. The coding region runs from base 1 to 1353 and encodes 450 amino acids.
AUGUCUGACCAUAUCUAUCAGCCUACCGAUAUUGUACUGGUUAAAGUCAAGGGCUACUCGGCUUGGCCAUCUAUGAUAGUACCAAUCGAAUUAAUACCAACAAAUGUUUUAAAAUCACAUUCUGAAGAUUUUGAAUAUGAUUCAAAUGAUGAUGAGUAUAUUGAAAUUACAAAAUUUUUAAAAUUUAAAAAAUUUAAAGGGAAGAAAGAUUUGUAUUGUGUAAAAUUUUUCAAUGACGACUCUUACAUUUGGGUUAAACACAAUGAUUUGAAACUCUUAGAUUCAAAAGAUUGCGAAGAUUGGAUAGUGGAAAAUCAGAAUAAAAGACAUAAUAAAAAAUUGAUUCCAGCAUAUGAAAUGGCUUUGAACAUAUUACGAAAUGAUCCAGAUGCUAUAGAUGUCUAUGAGUUCAUCGAAUAUGGCUCAAAAGGGAAACCCAAUGACGAUGAUGAUGACGAGUACAUUGAAGAAAAAGUUCAUGCGAGAUCUAAGAGAAAAGGAACAAGGUCUUCAAGUAGACAGAGGCAAAAGAAACAAAAAUUUCAAAGUGAAGAGGAGGAGGAUGAGAUUGAAGACGUUUCUGAUUACGAGGAACCUAGUAGUCGUCGCCGAACAAGAAAGAGCCUGAGAACUUCUAGAAGAAACAAGCAAGAGGAAGCGGUGUCUGAUUUUGAAGUCCUAGAAGCAGCUGAAGUUAAACCUGUUAGAGGAAGAGGGAGGGCGAAAAGCACCCCAGUGAAGUCUAAAACUUUCCAUAAGACUAAAAAAGUUGCUCCGAAAGUUGUAAAGUACAACUAUGAGGAUGAUGAAGAUUGGAAAAUAGUGGGUAUGGGUCCACAAGAUACUGCUGUCAAAGUAAAUCCACUAGUAAAUAAGUUACGCCAGAAAAAAAAUCAAGAAAAACAUACUGAAUUACGACUGGAUCUGAUUGACAAAAUAAACUCCAUUAACACAUUGUUGUUUGAUCUGAUAGUACCAGUCCUUAGCGAAACUGAAGAGAAGACUACCCCUAGAAAGGAUGAUUAUGAGAUCAUAUUGGAUGAAUUUGAAAUAGCGCUGAACAUGAACGGAACAAAUAAUGAAUUCAUUAGUAUAUUCAGAUCUAAUAACGAAUUAUUAUUGAAUUUUAGGGCACUUCUGAAUUUGAGAACAAAUGAGCUGAACGAUUGGAACCUUUGGAACAAAUUUCAAGGCAUUUUCGCCUCCAUCUAUGAAUGCGAAUUUAUAAUUGAUGAACAAGAAUGGUCUUUGAGAAAGGAGGAAAACCAAAAUGAGGCCGAAGCUACUAAUGAUACAAUUAAUGGAAUUGAACUUUCUGACAAAAUGAAGCAGGAUGGCGAGAUGGUAAAUUGA